UUGACGUCUGGAGUUAUCUUGUCCUCAAAAUUGUCAAAUAUACGUGUUUUUUUUAAAAAUAAUAGUAAAUAAAUAAUCAGUUAUAUAGUACAUUUAUAGUGAUUGACUAUGUACGCAGUGUUCAAUAUUUAAAAAUUAUCAGUAACUUAAACAAUAUAACAUCCAAUCUAAAUCUGUGGUCCUUGAUUAUAACUAUUUCGUAGGUGUAUUUUGCAUGUGCAGUUCAUAUGGCGUCAUUAUCACUACCACGAGUACUACAAUUGAAGAAGAACAGCUUGGAUGCUGAGCGUGAGCAGUUCGAAAAGUUUCAGCCUGGUACAGCACUUACUAAUGCAUGCUGAGUUCGUGUUGCACUAACACCUUGCUAUGGCCAAUCCUACAGAAAAACGCUUUCACCAGCUGACAUUAGCCAUCCAGAAGGCCAUAAACUCCAACGAGACCCCAGUUAAAGAGAAACAUGUACGAAGCACGAUCAUCGGUACUUUUCAAGAGCAAAGUGCGAUCACCUACUGGAUGGUGGCGAUCAGGCUACCCCUGCAGGAUAACAGGAUCGUGUCGUGGAAAUUCUGCCACGUGACACACAAACUGCUCCGCGAGGGUCACCCGGCAUGUCUCGAUGACUCCCAGCGUCAUAUUGGGAUGAUCGAGAAUCUUGGCAAAUUGUGGGUUCAUCUUCGUGAAGGCUAUGGAAGAUUAAUACACUUGUAUAGUAACUUAUUGGUUACCAAGUUGAAAUUCCACGCGCGUAAUCCACGUUUUCCUGGUAACAUGCUCUUGACGGCCGAUGAAUUGGAUGCGAUCGCUGAAAACGACGUCAAUAAUUAUUUCCAACUAUGUGUCGAGUUGUUCGAUUAUAUGGAAGACAUACUCAGUCUCCAAGCUGCAGUGUUCGACAGCCUGGGCAACGCGCGCGCCAACUCCAUGACGGCGAGCGGGCAGUGCCGCCUGGCCGCGCUCAUCCCGUGCGCGCAGGACUCCUCGCACAUCUACGACUGCAACGUGCGCCUGCUGUUCCGCCUGCACGCCGCGCUGCCGCCCGACGUGCUGGCCGGCCACCGCGAGAGAUUUCGACAGCAAUUCAAGAAGUUGAGCUCCUUCUACAAACAUGCAAGCAGCCUGCAGUACUAUCGGAACUUAUUGACUCUGCCGGUACUGCCUUCGAAUCCGCCUAACUUCUUGCUUCAGAGCGACUUCGGUACAUACGUAACCCCAGUGGUGUCUAUCCCAGAGCAACCUCAGGACGAAGUGGACACUGUGGGAUCCCUUAUCGACACAUCCGAUACCAUUAGCCAGCGGGCGAGCCCCGAGCGGCCGGAGCCCGACCCCAUCGUGGAGCGCGACCGCCUCAUCGACCAUCUGCAGAACGAGCUCAAGAGGAUGAGGCUAGAAGUGUCGCAGAUAAUACAAGAGAGGAACACGAUGCUGGGAUCUAUGAGAGAGCACUGUACGAGGUUGGAGUCGCAGCUGCGCGCGACCAGAAAUGAGCUUGAAGAGGAAAAGCAGAAAAUGGAUAUUAUGUCAGUCGAAACGCCGGAAAUUAAAAAAAAACUGACACAGACUGAAGAAAAAGCGAAGAUAUUAGAUGAAAAAUUUCAGAAGUUAAAGGGUGCUUAUACUCAGCUACGAGAAGAACACAUCGCGUUGAUUAGACAGAAAGCCGAGGUCGACAAAAACGCAUCAAGCUUAAGAGCGGCCGCUGCGCAACAUGAAAGUGCGAAAACCAUGCUGCAGCAACAGCUGAAUGAUCGAAUGAAAGAUGUCGAACUACUCCAGCAGAGUGCUUCAUCGAGCGAAGAAAUCGAAGCUUACAAAUCAGAACUGACAAAUCUUAGGACCGAACUCGAACAAGCAAGGCAGAAAGAAGUCGAACUAGAGACUCUAAGAGCAUCGAUGGAAGCUUUAGAAAUUGAACAUAAGACCGCUACCACCGAACUCGAAGUGAAACUUACAGCAGUGACGAACGAACUGAAAGAAGUUACGGAAAACAAUGAGAAAAUUAAACAAGAAAUAAGUGAAAAAGACGUCGAAUACAGUAAAGUCAGAGAGGAGUUGAUAUGUCUCCGACAAAAGAGUGGGGAUGAGUAUAAAAAAGCAGUUGAGGAGAGAGAAGAUGCGUUGAAACAGCUUGCCGAACUUCAACAGCAGUAUCAACAUGAGAAACAGGAGCAAGUUAAUAAUACUAACAAUUUACAAGCCGAUUUAGAAACAUUUAAAAUGAAAUUAACUGAAACACAAAGUAAUUUCGAGCGCCAAUGUAGCAAAUUAGAUGAAGAGUUGUCUGACAAAAAUCAAGAAUUUGAAAGUAUUUUAAAGAAAAAAGAGAUUGAAAUUGAAGAGUCUGUCAGUAAACUUACUUUAUUACAAAGUAGUAUUGAAAGUAUUAAAAGUAAUAAUGAUGAAUUAAUUAGAAACCAGGCAGAUGAGAUCAAUGGUCUUAAAACAGUGAUCAACGUAAUGACGCAAAAUUUAGAAACAUCAGAAAAGUUAAUUGUAGAUUUAGGGAAACAAAUUAUGACAUUAAAUAAUAAACUUGAAGAAGAAUAUCUUGAGAAAACCAAAUUAACAAAUGUUCUAACUGAACGAAGUAAAGAGGUUUCAGAUCUACAAAACAAAAUUAAAUGUUUAUUAGAAACUCUUAAUAAUAAAGAUACUUUGAUAAAAGAAAUUGAAGAUUUAAAAGACAAGGAAUCAAAAGAUCAACUUACAAGAGUUGAACAUCUAGAAGAAUCGAUUCAAUCAAAGGAUAAUAUAAUAGAUAAACUUUCAUUACAAUAUCAAGAGCUGUCUUCAAGAUUUGAGGAAAAAAUCAUAGAAAUUGAUACUAUUAAAAAUGACUAUAUGAUCGAGAGGAAAUCUUUGGAAAGUCGACUGGAACAAUUAUCUCUUGUAAAUGACAAAACGGUAGCUGAGCGAGAUAUCUUAAUUUCUGAAAAACAGGAUCUUGAAUCUAUUGUGAUGGAGUUGAAGGAUAUACAAAUAAAGUCACGUGAUCAGAUUGAUCAAGCUUUAAAAACAAAUACUGAAUUGGAAGCAACAUUUAAACAAGAGAUAGAAAAUAUCAAAUUACAAUAUGAAUCUAAGAAUUCUGAAAAAGACAACGAAAUAAAAAUAUUAACUGAGAAUUUGGAACGCAAUGAAGUUAAUUUUAACAACAUUAGGCUUUCACAAACGGAAGAAGUAAAUAAAUAUAAAACACAAAUAGAAGAACUUGAACAUUUAAGAAUGAAAGAAAGAGAGGAAUAUACGCGUACUAUUUCUGAAAAAGAAUCAAAAGUUCAGUUGAUUGAAGCUAGAUUAGAGCAUACUGAAAGCGAACGACUGAACGCCGAGUGUGAAUUGCAGGACUUGUUGCAACAAAAUACAAUCCUGGAAGCAGACAUGGGCUCGCUCAAAAUACAGUUGGAAGAAGCUAAACAGGCCGUCAAGAAACAGACAUCUAAAUUGGUGUCCUGUGCCGGUGAAACCGCAUUAGAGGUGAUGAACGGAGCACUCUCUGCUUUUGAAAACUCGAAUGCUCAAGAUGCAAAUAACCUAGCGGCGGAAUUAGCUAUUAAGGCAUUGGAGGAGCUCACUGAUAACGCGAGGAUUGAAGGCAAAGAAGAAGACGUAGCAAAAUCUGCAAUUUUCGCAGCUCACAACGCGGCAAAGCUUUCCGCUUACAUCGCAGAUCUAUCCAACAUCACCACAGACAUCGAGCUGUCGGAUAAACUGAACACGGAGUGCCGCGAAAUGCUGACGUCGACGAAGCUGUGCCUCGAGGCGCUGUCGGGCGGCGCCGUGGAGGCGGCGGGCUGUGCGCAGGCGCGCGCCGCCGUGCAGAGCGUGCUGCUCGCCGCGCGGGGCGCCGACGCGCACGCCGCGCGCGCGCGCUGCGUGGACGACGAGCUGGCCGACAUGGACCGCGCCAUCGAGGCCGCCGCCGCGCAGAUCGAGAAAAUGUUGGCAGCCAGUCGAGCCGGCGAUACGGGCAUUAAAUUAGAAGUAAACGAGAAGAUCCUGGACGCUUGCACUACGCUGAUGGCCGCGGUCAAGAUCCUCGUCCAGGAUAGCAGAAAACUCCAGAACGAGCUGGGCGAUCCGAAGACUCGCCAGAAAAUGUAUAGACGAAACCCGCAGUGGUCGGAAGGUCUCAUUUCUGCUUCGAAAGCGGUCGUAUUCGCUGCCAAACUCUUGGUCACGUCGGCGGACGAGGCGGUGGGCGCGGCGGGGCGCGUGGAGGGCGUGUCGGCGGCGGCGCACGAGGUGGCGGCCAGCACGGCGCAGCUCGUGGCCGCGUCGCGCGCCAAGGCGCCGCCCGCGGCGCCUGCGCUCGCCAGCCUCACCGCCGCCUCGCGCGCCGUGGCCGCUGCCGCCGGCGCCGUCGUCGCCUCGGUGCGCGGCGCCUCCGCCCUCGUGCGCGACCAGGAGGCGCUAGACACGUCGGCGCUGUCGUUGACGGCCACGCGGCGGCUGGAGAUGGAGAGCAAGGUGCGCGCGUUGGAGCUGGAGAGCGCGUUGGACGCGGAGCGCGCCCGCCUCGCCGCGCUGCGCAAGCGACACUACCACCUCGCGCAACUGCAUGAGAAUGGGAAGGUGACAAAUGGAGAAGAAUGAACAUACCAUGAAAAACAUAUAAAACUUACUGACAUGACAAAAUUUAAACAUUUACAAAAGCACUUUAUUUUGACAAACAUUCUAAAGAUGCAUUUAAACUGUUUACAACGAUUUUUUUACCAAAAAAAUACAUAUAACCAAACUGCUCAUAACAUUUCACCGUAGUAUGUAAUUAUUAACAACAAGAGUAAAAGUCUUCCUGUUGUAGAAGGCUCAAUUUAAAUUAGAAAAGGUUACUAAAUAAAAAAAAAAAUUAAAAGCACUUUCGAAAACUUUACGAUUAAAAUCAUCCUUAUUACACAUUUAAGAUUAUCGUUUUUUAUUUUUAAAUAUACCAUUCCAAAUGAAAUUAAUGCUGUUUAUUUUUAUAAUUUACAAGAAAAAAAAGAUAUGAAUUAAAAUACAUUUUGAAUAUCGAAUGCAUUUUAAUAGAACGUAAAUGUUCAGGCUUAGAACAAACUAAAAAAUGUCAUAAUAAAAUAAAACAGUUGCUUUUUAUUAAAUUUAUAACGGACUCGUUAAUUAUUAAUGACAAUAAAUUAUUAUGAACGUCUAUUAUGAUUAAAACCGAACCACUAAAUAUUAAAUGAAAUUGUUACCUAUUAAAAAUAGGCUUGUGCUGUUCUAAGUUUGUUCUUGCCGUGUCUUCAGAUUAAGCUUUAAGAAUGAGACUAAGUUAUAGAAUAUGUGAAAAUUACUUUUCUAUGUACCUUCAUGUAUAAUAUAAUCCUAACUCACUUGCUAAAUAUAAUUAAAUGUUUUAUCAGUGUCUUUUCGUUGAUAACACUACAUGUAAAUGUAAUUACAGAGAAACUUGUUUAAUCCUAUAAACUUCACUAAUAAUAUAUUAUGAAAAUCUACAUUUGUAUUUGUAACGAGAAUGGUGAUGACAAUGAUGGAAUUAUUGUAGUCCUUAAGUGUUUUAAAUAUUUAUAUACAUAUUGUGUUUACUAAUAAAAUGUCUACAAAUUAU
Molecule: messenger RNA, 5566 nt
Organism: Vanessa atalanta (red admiral)
Lineage: Eukaryota; Metazoa; Arthropoda; Insecta; Lepidoptera; Nymphalidae
Gene: Hip1
Product: huntingtin-interacting protein 1-related protein
Exons: 25
Coding region: 367-4593 (1408 amino acids)
Biological process (GO): endocytosis; actin filament organization; clathrin coat assembly
Cellular component (GO): clathrin-coated vesicle; actin cortical patch
Molecular function (GO): phosphatidylinositol-3,5-bisphosphate binding; clathrin-cargo adaptor activity; phosphatidylinositol-3,4-bisphosphate binding
Source: RefSeq, a predicted model, not a curated record